Messenger RNA from Zygosaccharomyces rouxii, 1461 nucleotides. It is a transcript of the gene GUD1, whose product is annotated as guanine deaminase. The transcript has a single exon. Gene Ontology annotation, biological process: guanine catabolic process. NCBI's taxonomy places the organism in Eukaryota, Fungi, Ascomycota, Saccharomycetes, Saccharomycetales, Saccharomycetaceae. Gene Ontology annotation, cellular component: cytosol. Gene Ontology annotation, molecular function: guanine deaminase activity; zinc ion binding. The record is from RefSeq and is a predicted model, not a curated record. Bases 1 to 1461 code for a protein of 486 amino acids.
AUGAUUUCUGUAAGCAAAAACAAUAUUUAUAAAUUUUACGUCUUUUAUGGGACUUUUAUCGAUACACCCAAAUUGGGACAGUUGAGAAUAAGGCAAAACACAUCAGUAGGUGUUUGUACGGAUGAAAAUAGUGAUAAGGUAGGUGUGAUUGAAUUUAUCAAGGAAAAUUCAAAAAAUCCCCUAGAAGAUGCUAAAGAAUUUGAUCCAUCUUUGACAGACAGUGAUGUUGCCAUUGUAGAUUAUACACACGAUGCACAUUCAUCAAUUUUUUUCCUUCCUGGGUUUAUAGACACGCAUAUCCAUGCAUCUCAAUACCCGAAUGCUGGUAUUUUUGGAAAUUCGACACUAUUGGAUUGGCUACAAACAUAUACUUUCCCCUUAGAAGCCUCUCUCAAGGAUUUAGAAACAGCACAAAUCGUCUACGAUAAGAUUGUUCGUAGAACUUUGGCUAAUGGUACAACGACAGCUGCUUAUUACACAACUAUAGAUGCAGAUUCAACGAAACUAAUGGGUAGAAUUUGUUCAGAGUUGGGUCAAAGGGCGUUAGUUGGUAAAGUUUGUAUGGAUUCUUGCAGUCCUGAUUUUUACGUGGAGUCAACACAGGAAUCUUUGGAAUCUUGUGAGGAAGUUGUCAAUUUUUUGCAAGAGGAAUUGAAUGAUCCCAAAGUUUUGCCGAUUUUAACUCCAAGAUUUGCCCCCAGUUGCUCCAGGGAAUUGAUGAAAGGUUUAGCAGCAACAUCUCGUUCAAAAGGUCAUUUACACAUUCAAACUCAUCUCUCUGAGAAUGAGGGUGAAAUCGACUGGGUUAAAUCUUUGUUCCCAGAAUGCAAAUCCUAUACAGACGUCUAUGACAGUUGUGGAUUGCUACAUAACAGAACAGUGCUGGCUCAUUGCAUUCAUUUAAGCGACGAAGAGGCAAAGACAAUCCAAAAGAGAGGUUCAGGCAUAUCGCAUUGCCCCAUUUCUAAUUCUUCAAUAACAUCGGGAGAAUGUAGAGUACGUUGGUUAUUGGAUCAAGGCAUUGACGUUGGAUUAGGUAGUGACGUUUCAGGAGGUCAUGCCUGUAGUAUUUUGGCAUGCGCCAGACAAGCUCUUUUAGUAUCAAGACAUCUAGCAAUGAAAGAAAAGGAGGAGCAUGAUAAAGAGCACGUUAAAUUGACUGUUGCGGAUGCAUUAUAUCUAGCUACUUUAGGUGGUGCUCGUGCGUUAGCAAUGGACCAGACGUUGGGUAGUUUUGAAGUUGGUAAACAAUUUGAUACUCAACUAGUGGAUAUCGAAAGUCAAGGUUCGAACGUCGAUGUAUUUCACUGGCAGAAAUCUAAUUUUUCCCCACUGAAGUCGACAGUAUUAGCUCCACCAUCGAUAGCACAGGAAGAUAUUUUGGCAAAAUGGUUUUUCAAUGGGGAUGAUCGUAACGUGAUAAGAGUCUGGGUAGGCGGUAAGCUAUCUCAUACACUGUGA